GAGCAACUCGCAGGAAAACAUGUAGACUGACCCAACAUCCUCCAGAACAACUGGUAGGGUUUUCCUUUUAAAUCGAUUUAUGCCAGGAGGUGACAAGUCAUGCUUGUAAUUACAAGCUCUUUCAGCUUAUUUGCAUUUGGCUCAGGGAGGGGGUAUACUGAGGGGUUGGACACAGGAGGAGCAUGUGGCUCACUCAGUAAGUAGCUGUUUGGAGUUGGAAGUUUUAAACUUGGAGGUUUUACACUGCUUACAUGGACCCUUCAGGAUGAAAAAGACUUACAGUCGAGGCCUUGUCUUUUGGUUACGGCUGAUGUGGACGUAAACGAGUCAAAGAGCACGCCUUGGGGUUCCCUGUUCGACGGUCUAAAGACAGAUUCUCCGGCAGCGCCCCCAUCUACCUGGCAGGUGACAGAACAUCAUCUCAAGGUAUCACGUUGUUUUUUAAUCUUCAUCUGCUAGAAAUGUUUGCCAAAAAAGUGGAUGCCAGACCACCAACAAUGAGGUGUUUUUUUCUGAGGAAUACGAGGAACAUUUUGAAAUGCAUGUUUUGCUUUUCGAUCGCAUAUUGCRUCGUUUACUACACAGCUCCAACUGUGCGUCUCCUCAUAGGAUUCCUGCCAAUGGACAAGUGUUAUUUAAAAAACGCAACAAUGCUGAUCCUUGAUAAUAGAGCAGAUGCCAGCCUGGAUCUUUGGUCUCGACAUGAUGUGCAAACAUGCACAACUUGGAGAGCUCCCAUCAUUUGGGAAGGAAUGUUUGAUCCUCAUCAUUACGACCAGAUGCACAGAGAACUAGGAUCCUCUGUUGCUUUGACUGUGUUCGCAGUGGGCAGGUACUUGGACGCCUACCUUUGGACCUUCCUGAAUUCAUCAGAGCAUCACUUCAUGUUGGGUCUUCCUGUGUCCUACUAUGUAUUCACGGACACUCCUGAGAAAGUACCAAAUGUCGAGCUCGGCCCACAACGAACUCUGAAAGUAAUCAAAGUGGAGAAACACAGCAGGUGGCAGGACAUCUCUAUGAUGCGAAUGAAGAUAAUCUCGGAGACCAUAGAGUCAGAUAUUCGCCACCAUUGCUCGCACGUCUUCUGUUUUGAUGUUGAUCAGAUAUUUACCUGGAGAUUUGGCCCAGAGGUUCUGGGAGAUUCUGUUGCUCUGCUUCAUGCUUACUAUUACCACCUUCCAAAGAAGAUGUUUACCUACGAUCGCAACCCCAAGUCCAAGGCGUACAUGGAAACUGGAGAUUUUUACUAUCAUGCUGCUGUCUUUGGAGGCACCUGGAAGAGUGUAAAAGCCUUGACGGACRCCUGCUACCAAAAYAUYAUGGAGGACAAACAAAAUAAUGUGGAGGCUCUGUGGCACGAUGAGAGUCAUCUAAACAAAUAUUUUUGGCUUCACAAACCAAGCAGGAUUCUUUCUCCAGAGUACUGUUGGGACAACAGGAUCGGAUACAGAGGUGACAUACAGGUCUUCAGGUUAAUGUGGGCACCAAAACAAUACAACACACUGCGCACAUUUUAGAGAAAAACGUCUGGACUUGGAAUGUUUUGGGAUCCCUCAGGACCUCGAAAAUACAGCUGAGGAGGACACCAAAGUGUUCCUCUUGAUCCUGUUUCUGUCAUGAACCAUGUGUUAUUUCGACGCAAAUCCCAAUGAUGAAAUGAUCAAAUAUAAUUGUUAAUACUCAAAGAACUUCUUACAUUCUUGCUUUGAAUGAACCCAGUGCUUUAUGUCUUUGCGGAAGUGGUAAUCCAGAGGAAAAUCUGAAUGUCCCCAGAUAAGUAAAUGUUUGCUUAAAUAUGUGGUUUGAAUUUUUUUUAAGUGGAUCCAACUUAGACAGUAAUGAGAAUAAUCGCUCCCUAUUUGGCAAAUCAUGGGGGAAAUUCAGAGUUUGUUCCAGAGUGAAUUUAAGUCAUCUAAAUUAAUCUAAAGCUAUACAAAUAUUAUAAGUUGCAUAAUUGAAUUUCUAUGGUGUUGUUUUUUAAAGUUAUUUUUGCAUCAGAUCAUUGUGUGGACUGGGUUGUGCUUCACAUGGAAAGCUCUGCCAGCUGCACAAGCAGUCGAACUCUGCCAUUAAAAUGGUUCCUCAUUUUGACACGGUAAACCAAAGUUUCAUCAGCAUCAGAGGCUAUCAUGAUGCUGUAAACUAAACCAAAAAACAUCAAGUUAUGAACAGUUACAGUUAAGUGUUUAGGUUUUCCCUCUCUUCUAGCUGUUCUUUUUGACUGACUAUGGAGCUGCAGAAAUUGUAGACUUUGAUAAAAUGACCUUUGAAUGUGAAUUUGUUUUGUGAAAUAAGUAAAUUCCUGUUAUAGUAAAGUCUUUAACCAUCAUUAUUGGGAUACUACUCUCACUUUUUAGUUUUAAAACAUUGACAUAAAAAGAUGUUCAUUCUCCGAUACAAUUAGCAUACAGGUGUGCUUUACCAGAGUUAAAUUUUAAUAUUAAACAAUGAUACAAUACUGCAGUUUACCACCACCAAUUUGUCAAUGUGUGUAUGAAUUGUUGAAUGACUGAUUGUAUCAUUGUAGUGUAAAGCACUGCAUAGACUCGAUAAAGUCCAUACUGUGCAAGCCAUUUCCCAUUUUAGUAUACUAAAUUAUAUAAAUUGAAUAAUUUUUAUGGCCUUUAUUUACCAGAGGAAAAUCCUUUUUUGUUUUGAAACAUUGUAUUACACUGAGGCAGCUAUUUAAUGGAGUGGAUUCUUUGUUAUACUGUAUAAUUAUUUUUUCUUAAAGCUUAUUUUUUUAUUGUUCUUACAUUACAGUUGAAAUGCAUCAACAGACUGUAAGUAAAUAAAUUAUUUAUGUCUUGUU
This is a messenger RNA of Austrofundulus limnaeus, 2812 nucleotides long. RefSeq names its product alpha-1,3-galactosyltransferase 2. The transcript has 7 exons. Gene Ontology annotation, molecular function: hexosyltransferase activity. The record is from RefSeq and is a predicted model, not a curated record. Gene Ontology annotation, cellular component: vesicle; membrane; Golgi apparatus. Gene Ontology annotation, biological process: carbohydrate metabolic process. Bases 462 to 1517 code for a protein of 351 amino acids. NCBI's taxonomy places the organism in Eukaryota, Metazoa, Chordata, Actinopteri, Cyprinodontiformes, Rivulidae.